Lottia gigantea (owl limpet) is the source of this 756-nucleotide messenger RNA. RefSeq lists its product as hypothetical. The transcript is spliced from 4 exons. NCBI's taxonomy places the organism in Eukaryota, Metazoa, Mollusca, Gastropoda, Lottiidae. The record is from RefSeq and is a predicted model, not a curated record. The coding region runs from base 1 to 756 and encodes 251 amino acids.
AUGAAAUUGGCGAGAAUUAAUUUAUUCAUCCUAAUAUUUCUGAGUAUGAUGAAAGACCACCACUGCGAACCUGUAUGGAACUUAGCUUUUAACAAAUCAGCUUCGCAGAGUAAGAAAUUUGGAAGAAAUGUUGCACAAAAUUCGGUAGACGGCAACGAUGGUCCAGUGCCAAGUCAUGGAAGUUGUAGCGAUAGCGUUGGUUUAAUAAAACACAAACCAUGGUGGGAGGUAGACCUUGCACAAGAUUAUUACAUCAAAGGUGUUGCCAUUUCACAGUCCAAUUAUAAUCCCGUAUAUAAAUAUUUAACGCAUAACUUUACAAUUGAUAUCUAUGGGGAAAACAAGACUAUAGACGAUGCUAUUCUGUGCUAUUAUCAAGAGGAACAAGCAGAAAUGUCUCAGACGAAACUCUAUUUGUGUGUGAAAACCAUUAAAGGUCGUUACGUAAGAAUAACUGUCCAUGGACAACCUGGGGAUAAUGAACACGUGAUGUUUUGCGAGGUUAAAGUGUUUGGUAGCUACGAAUCAGUGUCAAAUUUUGUGAAAAUGGAAGGGACGGAAAUAGCGAAUGAACCGUUUGCAACACGCAACCUAAGCGGAAUCGCUGAAUGUGCCAUGAGAUGUCAUGCUUUGUCGAAGUGUCAUGUUUUCACUGUCAAACGAAUGUCUGAUAUAUAUAAAUGUAAAAUUUAUACCACUACUUUUUUGGUUGCAAAUUCAACUGGGAAUCCUGAUGAAGUCAUAUUCAUACUUUGA